AGACACAAUCGUUCCUUAUGGUGGUUUGUUUUGUUUUGAGCGUCGUCACUCGUUGAACAAGGUUAUGUUGUUCCGUUGACGUUCGAACGACGCACGAGCACCGUUUGUAGUUUGUUGCUUUGAUCGGUUUACGCGCCAACUCUUCUGAACAAUCUUCGUAAGCAGUCACCGGUUUCCGUUGGUUCGAUAAAAUGGGUGUUUGUUUUAUAUGUGAUGCCAAGCUAUAUGGUGAACGCACCCGUGUAUGUUCAAGUAUUACACCUCAUAGUAAUAUACCGUAUCCAGAAAAGAUAGUUGAACUUAUAGGAGAAGAAUUUGUGGUUAUUGUAACUCCAGCCGAUCAUAUGUGCAAAAAAUGUACAUCAUUAUUGAUUCAUAUGGAUAAAUUAGAAAAUGAUCUGAAACUUGUUAGAAAUGCAAUGCUAUCUUAUAUUCAAAAAAAAUAUGGAAUAAUACCACCUGAUCAACCUGUAAAAACUCUUGAUGUGGUUAAUGGACAUUUGAAGACUGAUGAAUUGGAAGCUGGUCAAAGAAAAGUACCUAGUGGCCUGACAGUUAGAGAUUCUCCUGCGCAUCCUUCUAUGCAUUCUCCAUUAAAAAUGUUGAAGACACCACCACCUUCUUCAGAUAAUAGUUCCAAAAUGAAAAUUUAUAAGUGUGGUUUUUGCACAUUUCAGUCUAAAGAACUUGGACAUGUUCGUUUUCAUAUGCGUAGUCAUAUGCAUAAAAAAGAAGCUGAAUCAAAGGUUAACCAAACAGCAGCUGCUAAAACAUUGACUCCAGUAACGCAGCCACAGAAGAAACGUUUAUACAGAUGUCAAGUAUGCUCCAAAUCAUUUGACAGCAGAAUUCAUUGCCUUGAUCAUAUUCAAAAAGACCAUAACCAGUCAUCAACAGCAAGUACAACUGAGGAUAAGGAAAGUGAAGAAAAUCCACCAGAUGUUACCAAAGAAAUUUUCAAACAGGAAGAAUUGAAAGGUGAAGAACUUCAGCAAGCAGAGUCUACUACUAUGGAUAUUGAUGAGAAUCAAGAUAACAAGGGCACAGUGGAUACUAAUAUGCUAUUGAACGAAAAUGUCCCAGGUGAAGGAACUGUGGAAGGCGAACAAGAAGCUGUAAAUGCAGAUGAAGAGAUGCCACAACAAGAAGAAGGAUCUAUUGUUUCUACUCAACAAGAAACUGAUAAUGGUUCUGUACAUGAACAACAAGAAACUGAAACUGAAACUGAAACUGAAACUGAACUCACUCAAAAUGAAAAUGCUUUAGCAACUCAAGAUGAAACUGGUGAAGUAAUUCCAGACAGUGUUGAAAAAGGAGAUGAAGAUGUUGGAAAUGAGGAUACCAAACCAGGCGACUUGGACAUUGAAUCAAUGUUAGCUGCCAUUCAUAAUGACAACCCUCCACCAACUACAGAGGAUGCACAAGAAGACAUGGUUUAGGUUUAAACCAUUUUAUUUUUUCAUGAACCUUAGAUUCUUAUUUAACUCAUAUUAUUUUACUUAUUUAUAAUAUUUAUUUUAAUUAAUUUUGAUAACUUAAAAGUAUAACUGAUAAUGUUAUUUGAGAUUCUGAUUAUUAAUUAAUUUUACUAUUUAUAUCCUAAUGGGUUUUAAAAAUGUAUGUUGAUGAUAAAAAUUAUUUCCAGGGAAAAUGUAUGUGGUAAUAGUUAAAUGAUGUUUGAUCAAUAUGAAAUAGCUAUAAUUGUUUUUAUUUAUUAAAUCAAUUGCAAUCAUACAAAUAAAUUAGAUAUUAAAAUAUACAAAUUAAUGUAUAGCAAUCUCACCAAAACAUCAGGCAUCAUCAAAUAUACAUAUCGCAUUAUAAAAGAUGAAAUAAGCAUUUUUAAUAAAAUAAAUGAUUCAAAAUAUUA
This is a messenger RNA of Sipha flava (yellow sugarcane aphid), 1870 nucleotides long. Its product is annotated as zinc finger protein 131-like. The record is from RefSeq and is a predicted model, not a curated record. Bases 192 to 1439 code for a protein of 415 amino acids. The transcript is spliced from 6 exons. NCBI's taxonomy places the organism in Eukaryota, Metazoa, Arthropoda, Insecta, Hemiptera, Aphididae.